AUGGUGAUUAAAACUUUACCUGUACCUUCAACAAAACCACCUGGAAAUAAUCCAUUAGCAUCAAAACGAAGACCACUCCAUAGUCUAUCUGCUUCAUGCCCACCAGAUAAUCGUUUAGAACAGCAUCAUUUACCUGAUGCUGCCGAUCUUCGUCGGAUGUGUAUCAUAACAAAAACAGACCUAAAUCGAAUCUAUGAUAACUUAGAUCGUCGUCAACGUGAUAAAGAUGCUGUCCGACAAGAAAUUGAACGAAAAAAAGAAAUGGCAGAUCGUUCAGCACAAAUCACAAAACAAUGGCCAAAUACAAUUAUUGGAGCUCGAGAACGUAAAAUUGAAAUGAAAAAAAUUCGUGAUCAAGAAGAUGAAGAUAAACGAAAAGUAGUCGAUCUUGAAGAAGAAAAAUUAGCUGCUGAACGCCGUCGUGAACACAUUGAAAAAGCUAAACAAUUGCAAUAUUAUCAAACUGAUCGUGUUCGAACCUUUCAUAGUGCACUGUUAUUUACUGAAGUUCUUAAAGAACGUGAUUUACAACUUGAAAUGAAAAAGCGUAUUGAAAAAAUGCGUGAAACAGAUGAAAAUGAAGAGCAUCAACGUUAUCAAGAAGCUCAAAAUGAAUUCUACAAAGCUGAACAAGAGAAAAUGGAGAGAAAACUGAAAGAUCAAGAAAAUUUAGCUAAAUAUCAUCGUGCACAAAUGGACCAACGUAAAUCACAAUUUGUUCAAGAAAAACAACAAGAUCUAAAAGAAGGCGAUGAAUAUCGACGUUUAGCUGAACAAUAUUCAUUGGAACAAUUCGAAUUAGAUCGUUUUAAAAAGUUAACACAAAAAGAUGUUAAAAGUAUGUACGAUAAAGCACUUGAAGAUAAACGAACAGUUAAACAAAUGGAAGAAGCAUUGGAUGAAGAAGAAGAUGAUGAACUUCGUGUUUAUGCUGAAGCCAAGAAAAAAAUGGCUCGUUUAAGACGUGAAAAAGAAGUUCAAGCUCAUCAAGAGAAGCAAGAAGCACGUGAUCACAUGAUCGGCUAUUUAGGUUCAUUGCAAAAACGAGCUGAAUCGGAUAAUGAUGCACAAAUAUUCCGUGCUCAAGCACAAAGAGAAGCGAAAGAAUUACGUGAAAAACAAGAGAAAUUUGAAAAGCAACAGAAAAUGCAAGAAUCAAUUAGGAAACAUCGAUUUGAAACAACGAAACGUCGUGAAGUUGAGCGUGAAAUGGAAGAACGUGAAGAUGUUGAAAUACGUAGGAAAAAAGCUGAAGCCGAUCGAUUAUUCCUUUUAUAUCAACAAGAAAAAGACAAACAACGUCAUGAAGAUGCUCUAGUUACUUCGCAAUAUCAUUUGAAACAAGCUCAAGAACGUAAAGAUCGUCAACGUGACAUGAAAGCAAGUGAACUAGAAGAAGUCCUUCUUGAUAAACAUAUGAAUGAAGUCGAAAAACAACAAUAUCAAGAUUAUACAGGACGUGUCAUUGCAUAUAUGGACGAAAAUGGCCGUAAUACCUAUCCGAUGAGACGAGCUGUUGCUGACGAAGUUCAACGUUUCGAUCAAUUAAAUCAAGGUAUUAACAAAGCAGAAAGUCAAACAAAUGAAAACGGUGAGAAAAAACCUGGUAGUCAAGAUAAAAAGUCAUUGGAAGAAACAAAGAAACAUUUGGGUUUUCAAUGGGAUAUACCCAAUAAAUAA
Rotaria socialis is the source of this 1680-nucleotide messenger RNA. The record is from the annotation of a GenBank genome assembly. Lineage: Eukaryota; Metazoa; Rotifera; Eurotatoria; Philodinida; Philodinidae.